AUGGAAGGUACAAAUCAAGCUUCUUUCUCCGUGUUUCUAGUCAUGGCUCUGUGUGCCAUUACUACUCUAUUGAGACCGGGGCGAGCCGAGGUGCUUGUGACACCUCGAUUUCCCACCAUUCCUGGUUCUCCAAUUGAUCUCACAAAAUGUUGGUCAUCGCUCUUCAACGUUCAAGGUUGCAAUAUCGAAAUAUUAAAAUCUGCCUUAACCGGAAAGUUUGAAAACGUUGGACCAACAUGCUGCAAAGCAUUUACAGAAGUGGAUGCAAAGUGUUGGCCAAAAAUGUUUCCAUUGAAUCCAUUGUUCCCUCCUCUUCUCAAGAAUAUGUGCUCUCGCAUCAGCGCAGCUGCACCCGCACACACAACACCACAAUUCCCAGGUUCUCCCAUCGAUCUCACAAAAUGUAUGUCAUCACUUGUCAACGUUGAAGGUUGCGUAAGUGAAAUCUACAAAUCGGUUGUCACAAGAAAGUUUGGUAAUGUCGGACCAAUGUGUUGCAAGGCGUUCUCAGCUGUCGAUGCCAAAUGCUGGCCACGAAUUUUUCCGCUAAAUCCGUUUUUCCCUCCUCUUCUCAAAAAUGAAUGUUCUCGCAUCAACGCAGCAGCUCCUACACACAAGUAA
Messenger RNA from Capsella rubella, 621 nucleotides. RefSeq lists its product as uncharacterized. The transcript has a single exon. Bases 1 to 621 code for a protein of 206 amino acids. Gene Ontology annotation, cellular component: vesicle; extracellular region. The record is from RefSeq and is a predicted model, not a curated record. Gene Ontology annotation, biological process: regulation of protein localization to cell surface; regulation of double fertilization forming a zygote and endosperm; double fertilization forming a zygote and endosperm. NCBI's taxonomy places the organism in Eukaryota, Viridiplantae, Streptophyta, Magnoliopsida, Brassicales, Brassicaceae.